This is a messenger RNA of Dreissena polymorpha, 4699 nucleotides long. RefSeq lists its product as uncharacterized. Bases 404 to 2650 code for a protein of 748 amino acids. The record is from RefSeq and is a predicted model, not a curated record. The transcript has 13 exons. Lineage: Eukaryota; Metazoa; Mollusca; Bivalvia; Myida; Dreissenidae.
GUUUCUAACCUAUAGACGCUUUUUUGCAUCGGCAAACACCUAACUGAGACCGAUUUUUACGAAACGAAACAUCAACAAUAAAAUAGCAGACAGGUUGCUCGUUAUAAUUAUUUGAUACUAUUUCACGCUGGCUUCAUAUUUGAAUGAUCGGUACCUGUCAGUGCCAGAUGAGAAGUUUGUCUGUGCUAUUGAAGAGGAAUUGGAAACAUUUCAACAGAGUUCACAUAUUGAUGUAGUUCUCCUGUACCCGCCUGUGGACAACUAUCACCGCUUUCUCAUCCAUAACACAGCCCAGGCCUUCGCAAGUCUACACAGCUUCUCUGUUGGAAGUGGGGCAGCCAGACGUACUGUGAUCUGCUGGAGGGAGGCACUACUAAUUAACAGGGGAGACACCUCUGGUGACAUGAGAGGCCGUGCACGCUCCAAGUAUCGGGAUAGACCUCCAAACCCUGGACAUGCCUCACCUAACUCAGUAGGUGGGGGAGACUGGAGUCAUGAUCGAUAUGAAGACAGUCCUGAUGACGCACCAGAUGAAGGCUCACCUAGAUGGGACUUGCCUAGCCUGGCACAGAGUACAAGUGUCACCUCCCCUGUCCCAGUAUCCAACACACGUGCAAGCACCAAGACAAUCACAGAUGGGCCAAGUGCAUCUGAGAGCAAUAAACCAGAAAAAACAAGAAAGAAAAGGGCAGAAGUUCAAGUUUAUGUUCCAAGAGCAAAACGGCAGCAGCAGCAACUACUUGAGCGUCAGCAACACCAGCAGCAACAAGAGUAUGAGCAUCAGCAGCCACAGCAACAUCAUGGUCAUCAUAAUCAUCUACGGCAUGAUGAAAAUCAGCAACAGUCUUCACUGCAGCAUCAGCAGCAUGGUUCACAAAGCCGCCAAGAACAAGAUUCAGUAUGUGACAUGGAUGGUAAUGAAAUAGGUUCAGCUUAUAUAUUGGAAGAAAGUUUUCAGUUUGUUUCAAGUGAGGAUGUUGACACUCAUGAAAAUAAAGAACAAUUGGGUACAAAACCUUCUGAAAUUAUUGACAAGGAUAAAUGCAUCAAUAUGGAAGGGAAUGAAACUAAUGAUUAUGUUGGGAAAGUAGAUAAAGAAGGAGGAGAAGGAGUAGAAAAGCUUGUAAACACAAAUGUAUACAUGAAACAGAAAGUGGAAAGUGUUACAUGGCAUACUAUGAAUGUAAACAAAGAAGUAUUGGAUGUUGAAGGGGAAGAAAUGGAAUUUAAAACAGGAGAAAUAAAUGAACAAGAAAAAGUAAUUAAUAUGAAAGACGAAGAAAUAGAUACGAACGUUAUUGAUAUGAUGGAAGACAAACUUUAUGGAAGAGAUAAAAUAAGUGAAGAGGAAGAUAUACCAAGCAAGAACAGUAUUGAUUCAGACGCAAGAAAUGGUUCUGAAAUUGAACAAUUGUGUAAUACCGUCUCGGAUGCAGACAAUGCAGUGGCUUAUUCUACUAACUGUGUUACUCCAGAUUUGUCAUCAAAUGUAGAAAGUACAGAGUAUUCAGUAACUCAUAGAGAUGACAGUGCAAUUGAUCAUGGGCCUUCUUUUAGUGAAACUGAAGUAACAUUUCCAAGUAUUGAUACUAUGGAAGCUGAAUCAGAAACAAUACCUGAAAAUUGUGAUAUCACUCAAGACGUUAAUGUAGGCUUUAAACUAGUUGACACUGAAAGACAGCAAAUCUCACUUGCAUGCAAAACUGAUAGUAAUAACAUGGCGUCUGAAGGUGCUUCCGUAACUUUUGUUGCAGGUAUUGCAACAGAUAAGGGUUCAUCAAAGGAGAAAAAGAAAACUAAGGUAAAGCCAGCUAAACUGGGUAAAAAGAAAAAAGCCAUAAGGGAAUCGGAAGAAGGUGACACAACCCUUUCUGAAAAACUUACAUGUAAAGCACCUCAAAUCACUAAAGAAAAGAAAGUUGGUAAAGUUGGAAGUGUUAAAGUAGGAACAAAAAGUCUCGAUGAAGACUUGACUGGUUCAGAUCAUCGUGUGAAUGCUGAGGAGGAGGAUGAUGAAGAUGACUGGUUUUCAAAGUUUAACGAUGAGGGAGAUUGCCUCGAUGAGGAUGCCAUGGAAGAGCUGACGAGGGUGGUGGGAGAAGUAAAAAUUGAGAAGUCACAGAAGAUCAACUACCUCGACUAUCAGCCCAGAGACAAGGCCGAUAUGGAUUUUGAUCGCUACAAUCACAUCAUAGAGAUCUAUGACUUCCCUGCAGAGUUUGUCACACGAGAUCUCAUCACAGCUUUUCAGGCAUUCAUGUCUCGAGGAUUUGAUCUCAAGUGGGUUGACGAUACCCACGCUCUGGGGAUAUUUAACAGUCCAGUAGCCGCCCAGGAUGCGUUGAAUAGUGUUCACCCUUUGUUGAAGACAUGCCCUCUCACCAUGGCUUCAAAGCAGUCCAAACUCAAGGCCAAACGUUGUACAGAGUUCCUACAGCCCUACAAGCCACGCCCAGAGACUACCGCAGCGGCUGCUCGACGUCUGGUGGCAGGUGCCCUUGGCAUAGCAACCAAUGUAUCCAAGGAGAAACGGGAUAGGGAGCGACAGCAGCUUAAGGAGGCGAAAGAAAAACGUCGCCAGGAGCGAACCAACAGAGAACAGAUCUGGGAGUAUGGCAAGUGUGCCAUGGAUGAAGAAGGGAACACCUGAAGUAACAACAGAGCCCUGUUCUUGGAAAACCGUGCUAAGUGCAUGUGCGUAAAGUGUCGUCCCAGAUUAGCCUGUGCAUUCCAGACAUUCUAAUAAAGGAUGACACUUUCCGCCUAGAAUGGGUUUUUGUUAAGAAGAGACCUCCUUUAAACAAAAAAAUCCUUAAAAGCGGAAAAGUGGUAAGUUUUGGCUACGCCCAUGAAAUGAGCUAACUAUUUAAAUCGUACCAGGAAGAGUUGGGCAUUGAUUCAUAUCAGAAAAGAUUAAAAGCUGCUAUGUAAUAAAGUAAAUGUGUGCCAUUGUGUGAGAAUUGCUUUCUACGGACAUAAGUGCUGCCAGAUAAGAAGUGCAAUGGUUACUUUUGAAAUCAAGUGGGGAAAUGAUCAAGAAAGGUCUUGACAUUAUUUAUUUUUUAAGUGCAUUUAUGGUACACAUUGGAAAUAAUGCAUUGUAUCAUGUUUGUAUAUAAUUUUAAACUUAAAUUUGUGUUGUCCUCUACCAGUGAAACCGGAGGGGACUUCUGAUUUGCGCUCUGUGUGUCAGUCUGUCACACUUUUCUGGAUCCUGCGAUAACUUAAAAAAAUCUUCAUUUUUUUUCAUGAAACUUGAAACAUGGACAGAUGGCAAUAUGGAGAUUAUGCACGUCAUUUCAUUUUGUUCCUAAGUCAAGAAUUCUGGAUGCUAUGGCAACAAAUAGACUAGAAAUAUUGCUGAAAAUGGUGGAUCCUGCGAUAACUUUAAAAUGUCUUCAUAUUUUUUCAUGAAACUUGAAACAAGGAUAGAUGGCAAUGUGGAGAUUAUGCAUGUAAUAUCAUUUUGUACCUACGUCAAGAAGUCUGGUUGCUAUGGCAACAAAUAGACUAGAAAUAUUGCUGAAAAUGGUGGAGUUUCACUGGUAGGGGACUUAUAUUGCUUGGCAAUAGUCUUGUUUGAAAUGUUAUAAAUAAGGAUUUUUAUGUGUAUAGCUUUGAAAUGUUACCUUAUAAAGACUGUUAAGAUCUUUUUGUGCUGGUUGUAGUGUGUAACAUGUUGGUGCUAGUAGCCGUUUACUUCAGGUAUUUAGUCUUAAAUGUGUAUUACAGUAUUUAUAAGGAAUUUAUUUUUGUUAGUAAAAUUAUGUUGGUAAAAGAGAGUGUAGGUAUUUAUUAUACACUUCAAUCAUACAGUGUACCUCAUUCAUCUGUGUGUUAUUGUACGUAAACAUGUUAUAAUGUCAUGAUUAAUUUAAUAUAUUUUUAGUUUAUUUUAAACCAAUUCAUGGAUGUUCCUCAUAUAUCUGUGUGUUAUUAUGCGUAAACAUGUUAUAAUGUCAUGAUUAAUUUAAUAUAACCAAUUCAUGGAUUUCAUUAAAAAAACAAAGACAUUGGAGAACAUACUGACAAGCAUUCUCAAGUCAUUUCUUAGGAAAAACCAGAAAAUAUCCAAGAAAGGUCCCAGAUUGGGAACUGUCCUGUGACCUUCUGUUGCAAGGAAGACCCCAUUUCACAUUAUCUGUAUGAUUUUAAGACUGCUAUAUGUGCUAUAGUUUUCUAACACUAUUUGGUACUGGUGUUUGAGCCAAAGUUUUACUAUCAUUGUCUAAAUAAGAUUGAAGGAUGAAAUCUAAUAUUCUGCUGUGAUGAUUAAAUCCCUUGCUCUGGGAUAAUGGUGUUUAAUGCAUGUUCGUAAAGUGUCGUCCGGUCCCAGAUGAGCUUGAUUAGUCCACUUUCUGCAGACAUUGGAUUUGUUUUACAGAGGGAGGUUCAUAUCUGUUACUCUGCUGUGGUGAUUUAAUGCAAAUUAAUUAUCUAUACAGUUUAUUAACAUAAAAAGUGUGAUAUUUCAGAUUUUAAUAUGUGUGUUUUCAAUGAAAUACUGAUCAGCAGUAAUUAUGAUUCAUAAUAUAUUACUUUCUUUAUCAUUGCGUUUGUCGGUAGAAUAUGCAGCGUAAUUGUUAAUAUUGUAAAUAAAAUCAUUUAUUUUCCAUGCAAAUAUGAUGAUAUCUUUGUAAUUUAUUUUAAACAAUUCUUACAUGUGUAACAACAAGCAAAAUAAACCGUCUCUAUCAUA